UAAAACUAAUAAACACACACGCACUGUGAACCUGCUAUGAAUAUAUCAUGGCUUGGCAUAUUCUUCACGGACUCCUAGAGCAAGUUCGUCUGCAAUCUACCUUCCCUGGAAAACUCUGGAUUAUAACGAUGUUUAUAUUCAGGAUUGUUGUUGUGGCAAGGAUCGGUGAUAAUGUCUACCAUGAUGAGCAGUCAAGUUUCGUUUGCAACACUUUGACACCGGGAUGCGAGAAUGUAUGUUUCAAUCGUUUCAGUCCGAUAUCGCAACUCAGAUACUGGUCGUUAAUGGUUCUCGUUGUCUCCACUCCCUCAAUUUUGUUCUUUCUCUACGCGAUGCACAAAAUAUAUCACGCUGGUAUAAAAUACCCAGCAGGAGAGAAGACACAUACCAAUAUGACGUCAUCACUGACGUCACAGCAACCUCAUACAAACUCAGAAAAUUCAUAUUUGCAUCCACCAAGUUACAAACGACGACGAGAAAAUGACUUAAACGUUGCAAAUGGCCAUGUUCACGCCCCACUUUAUGAAGUCACAAAGAUACCUGAUUCUGGCGGGCGAUUUCAAAAUUCAAAACUUGGGAAAUUUCUAAGGAAACGAAGACGUCAUAAUGCAUAUACUGAAAACAAUGUUGACGUCAUAAGUCCGGUAAAAUGCUCUGUGUCCGAUAACAAUGAGAUUUUUAUGGAACAAGAUAUGAAUGUCAAUUACAGGCAAAACAGAUAUCCAAUAUACGUUGACGCCCAUGGUCGUCGAGUUGAAUUCAUCAAACAGACUCGAAGAACAACACAAGAGCAGGCGGCGAUGGAUGAACGUAAAUUUAAAGCAGAAAUGUUGCAACAUACGGAGUUAUCAAGAGCUUAUUGGUGGCAUGUGUUUGUAAGGACACUUUGCGAGGUCGGUUUCAUCCUCGGUCAAUACUACCUCUAUGGAAUAUCAGUUCCAGAAUUAUUCGAAUGUCCAUUCUGGCCUUGUCCAAAAACAGUGGAUUGUUUUGUAUCAAGACCUCAAGAGAAAACCUGUUUGUUAUGGCUGAUGUAUGGCUUAGGUGGAAUUGCAUGUCUAUUUAGUCUAGCAGAAUUUUGGACCCUCGGGCUUGACCGGGCAAAGACAGCGUUUCUGUGCUGCUCAGAUAGGGAGACGAGAGAGGAACGUAAACGUAGACUCGCUAUGUUGGAUAUACAAUCGAAACCGUCACACCCAAGGCGGAAUUUAAGAGCAGUCGUCAGUAUGGAUAGCAUCAGCAGCGACACUACUGUGGAAAGUGUUUGAUGACGUCAUUGACGAAUGACAUCUUGGUUGGAUGACGUCAUUCCAAAUAAAAAUAAUCAAAACGAAGUAACACUGAUCACCAACUUAGUCGUAUUCUAUACGCAAGCGGGCGGCAAUCCUAAUAUUUUUACAUCCAAGUCCAUGCAUCUGAAACCAAUACCUUGCUAACUAAUUCCAUACCCGGAAAUCGACUAGUAACCGGACGAGAGGCCGUGGUUGGCUAUACGAUUGAGUCGUCUUCUCGGCUUUCCUCUCCUCAGGAUAAAAAUGAAAUCCGAUAGUUGAAGUCCACACUACACACCGUGGGUUGUUUCUGCAAUUUACUAACCAUGUGCGGCGAUAGCAAUUGUUUUGCAAUAUGUUGAAUGUCGCCGCGGCAGAGGGGUGAUUAAGGCAAGUGUUGGCAAGACCAGUGGCAUUUAUUCAGAGGGUUUGCUCAAACUGGUUCGUAUCAUGACAGCGAACCUUCUCUUUUUUAAGUUUCAGUUCGGAAUGAUUCUCAGAAAAGAGGGGAUGUGAUAACUACCUGUCUGCCAAAUACAAAUACACCUUUUUCGCCACACGGAGUUUUCGCACCACAAAGUUCGAGUUACAUUGGGUUUACUUUGGAGUUGUUUAAAUAAUAUAUUGAUAAUACAUGUGGG
Styela clava is the source of this 1912-nucleotide messenger RNA. RefSeq names its product gap junction delta-2 protein-like. Gene Ontology annotation, molecular function: gap junction channel activity. Lineage: Eukaryota; Metazoa; Chordata; Ascidiacea; Stolidobranchia; Styelidae. Gene Ontology annotation, biological process: cell-cell signaling. The record is from RefSeq and is a predicted model, not a curated record. Gene Ontology annotation, cellular component: connexin complex.